Anneissia japonica is the source of this 2738-nucleotide messenger RNA. Its product is annotated as zinc transporter ZIP9-B-like. Gene Ontology annotation, cellular component: membrane. Lineage: Eukaryota; Metazoa; Echinodermata; Crinoidea; Comatulida; Comatulidae. The transcript has 6 exons. Gene Ontology annotation, molecular function: metal ion transmembrane transporter activity. Bases 115 to 1062 code for a protein of 315 amino acids. The record is from RefSeq and is a predicted model, not a curated record. Gene Ontology annotation, biological process: transmembrane transport; zinc ion transport.
UAUGCUGAGGCCUUUUGAGCUUCCAGUCUGUUUUUUUUUUCAUUCUGGCUGUUCACCGGAUGGUGAAAAAGUAUUUAGGCCUAGGCCUAGUUGGUUUAAUAAGGUUAUCUUAAAAUGGAAGACACUUUAGGAUUAUCGCUUUUAGCAUUUGCAAUGUUUGUAGGUUGUUAUGUUGCAGGAUCCAUACCAAUGGCAUGUACUCUGUCGGAGGGUAAAAUGCGCUUUAUUACUAUUGUUGGUGCUGGACUUCUGGUGGGGACUUCCCUUGCUGUUAUUAUCCCUGAAGGAAUACACACUAUGUAUGAGGAUGUGGAAAAAAAAGUUGAGAUUCAUCAUGUUGACGAAGCAGCUGAUGCCCAAAAAGACCCACAUGUAGCAGUUAAUCCAGAAGAACAUGUGCAUGCCCACUCACAACAUGAACAACUACACAGCACAGUGGGUGUCUCUCUUGUGCUUGGUUUUGUAUUUAUGUUGAUUGUAGACCAAUGUGCAGGAGGACAUGGCCCAUCACCAGGGGAUGGAGAUAAGAUUAAAAGGGACAAUAUGACCGCAACUUUGGGACUAGUGGUUCAUGCAGCAGCAGAUGGGAUAGCCAUGGGGGCUGCUGCUUCUACAUCUAGAGCAGAUGUUGAGACAAUUGUGUUCGUAGCUAUAAUGCUGCAUAAGGCUCCUGCUGCUUUUGGGUUGGUAACGUUUCUAAUGCAUGAAAAGUUUGAGCGGAGCAGAAUACGCAAACAUCUAUUUGUAUUUGCAAUCGCAGCACCAUUUACAACAAUUUUAACAUACUUUGGAUUAAGUCAAGCUAGUAAAGAAGCAUUAUCAUCAGUAAAUGCUACAGGAAUAGCUAUGCUGUUUUCUGCUGGGACAUUUCUGUAUGUGGCCACAGUACAUGUCCUGCCUGAAAUAGCUAAUAUGGGUCACUCUCAUUCUCACGGAUUACCUGUUGCAGAUGCUGAAGUGCUUGUAGAAAAUAGAAAUACAGUUUUCUCAAAAAUAGAGAUUAUUGCACUAGUUGCUGGCUGCAUAUCCCCGUUAUUUUUAUCAUUUGGACACCAUCACUGAGAUGCAACCAGAAUUGAAUAAUGAACUGUCAUUUUGAUAUAUAAAAGUUCUUGCCACGUACUUGAAAGUAUAUUAAAUAUUCCUAUGUAUAUUUUCAGGGUUGCAGAAUCAAUUAUAGACUUUGCUGAAUAUUUUCUCCACAUUAUUUUACUGCACACUAUAUGUUUAUUUAACUGAGGUUCAUUUUAAAAAUAUUUCUCUGUUUUUUAUUUUGUGACAGUGGUUUGAAUUAUUGAAACCCUCAUAAAAUGUUAUUUCCAGUAAUGAUUUCUUUAAGCUAUUUUGUGCAUUGAAUGCAUGGCAACUAUCUUGUAAGAAAUCAAUACUGAUCUGUUUCUGUUAAAAUUGUAUUCACCUAUGUAUGUGUGAAUUAUACUUUGCUUUCCUUACGGCUUCGAUUCAAUGGCGCUUCAUCACUGUCUGGGAUACCACCUCUGGAUGCAUUAUCAUACUUUUGUGUAAUGGGGCAAGAAGGUACUGCUUGCAGACCUGAAUACUGAGGCCAGGCUAGACAAUUGUACUGUAUUUUGUAACAAACUAAGGAGUUUUUAGUACUGUACAAUGUAUGGGGAAUUUUUGUACUAACAGGAUAACUAUGUAUAAUUUUCUGGUAAGAACAAACAUCACAUUACUGUAUUAGCAGUCAAAUGACAGUGAGCACUGCAUUAAUACUAUUAGAAUAUUACAAAAUUAAUAAUGUAAAAAUUUUGCCAUUUUUCAACAAUGGAAAGCCUACAGAUAUUUAUGAAAUAUAUAGAAUUUUAAAAUACCUUGUUUGCAUUGCCAUGUAUGAUCAACUCUAAAUUCAACUGAAUUACAGUAAGAUUAUAAUCAUCUGAUACAUGAUCUUUUCCUUUCAUAAUUUAAGUAAACUUAAUACCAUUAUCGUUUAUACCUUGGCAAGAAAUGUUUGAGGAAACUGGAUUCGAAGAGCUUUACAGUACCUAGGCUUCGAUAGUGAACGAAAGGUGUAGAAGGUUUAGAGUUUAAGAUUGCAUUGGCAAUACCUACCAGAGUACCAUAUGCAUUUAAUUUGGUAGAUAGAUGAGGUGCUGCUAUGUUUAAUUUGUAUUGUAGACAUGUUCAGAUGAGGUAGAACUAAGAUUGAAGCCUGGGGUAGUGCCACUGAAGAUACUUUUUGUAUUAAACUACUUCAACGUUGCUUUAAACGACACUUUACUCCAAAGAGUACUCAGUAGUAGUGUGUCAUUUUGCUUAAUCAAAGCAUAUGGGAAAUAUCCACUCAGAACGUGCGACAUUUAAACUCACAUGUUUCGAAGCUCGCAGGAGACCUUGAAUAUUAUCUUGAUUUUAUUCCAGAGGUAAUACAGUACCUAGAAAUGAGUGCCAAAACAGCAUUUCUUAUGAUUUGUUAACGUUUGUGGUACCAUUUACAAUUUUUUGUUUACAAAAGUCCAAAAUAGCAUAACAAAAAGAGCAGCACUUAUUUCCUCUGAAAAAUUUGCACAAUUACUUUUAAGCUUUGAAAUUAGCUCAUUGGGAGUAACAUGCACAUGUUAAAUGUUAACAGUACGUACUGUAUGUUGUAUAAUUGCUUUGGACUGAAGGCCAUCAAAACAUGCCUAAAAUAUUACAUUUCUAUUUAAUAUUGUAGAAAUGGGAGUAUAAUAUUUUAUGUAUAGGUACAUUAAAUAAAUGAUGACUUGAUUUGAUUA